This is a messenger RNA of Leptinotarsa decemlineata (Colorado potato beetle), 5598 nucleotides long. RefSeq lists its product as uncharacterized. The record is from RefSeq and is a predicted model, not a curated record. Lineage: Eukaryota; Metazoa; Arthropoda; Insecta; Coleoptera; Chrysomelidae.
UCAUAUCUGUUCUGUCAUCAUCCAAAGAAACACUGUCAAAAAGUGAUUUUUGUGAGUCAGUAUCAUCUUCAACCAAAUUCAAGAGUCAAGCAAUUUCAAUAAAUUCAUAUAGUCUAUGAAUCACCUUGAUUAAUAAUUUUAAAAUACCAUUUGGUAAAGAUGUCUCUGUACAAGGAAACAGUGUCAUAUCAAUCGUUUGAUGAGCAGCACUGCUUAGAUUAUGUCAUGCAAAAUUUUUUUUAUUACUUGAAAACUCAUGGAAAUAAUGAAACCAAAAUAAUGGGAGGGAGAAAAAUUACUAGCCGUAUUCCGAAGGUAUCAAGUUCUAUACACUCAUAUCUAAAUUACAGAAGAAAUAUUCAUAAUAAAUUAGCCGAGAUCAACGCUAAUGUAAGUAGUAUGAUAAUAGACAGUUUCAGAGGAAUUGACACCAUAUGUUUGAGAGUAAGGCAAUGCAUUUCCGAAAAUGAAAAUAUCUCAAGGGUCAAACCGAUUUUUGAUGACAUGCUUUGCGAAAGUGAACCCCAACAGAAAGUUGAAAAGGUGGACUCUGUAGAGAAUUUGACCAAACGAAUUGAAGAAGUAAAUUUGGCCCAAAGUAUCAGCAGAUCUGAAUAUUAUCCGAAAUUGUUAAGACCAAAAAACAAAUUGACGGCUGCCAAACUCGCGAGAAAAAUCAAAAAAAGAAAUGAGUUGCUGGAAGAAUUUCGAGAGACUAUUAUUGAGAAUAUAAAAAAUGAUGACUAUGAAAUGAUGGAGAAGAUUGUAGAAAAUUUAAAUGAAGAAAUCGAGUCUUUUACCAUCGAUACAGAAGUAGAAUGCAAUAUCAUACAUUGCAAAUCAAAACAUUUGGAACAAAAAGAAACUCAAACACAACUCGAAAUAGAGAAAUCAACUCGAAGUAAUGAAUUACUAAUGAAGUCCAACUCGACACUCAAAGUAGAAAUGCCAAAAAUGUCACCUAUGCAUACUGAAAAUUUGUCUGAAGAGAUAAGUGAUUUUUCAUUGAUGAAAAAACUACCUUUUUGUGAGAAUUCAGUAAUACCAGAAGUUUAUAGUAGACCUGGUAUUACUGACAUCAAUAAAAAACUAAUAACUCAAUUGGAGGCUAAUGAUAGCUUCAUUUGUUUUCAAAGACUAAUGGGAAAAAAUAAGAGGAAAAUGAAUAAAUUUCUGAAAAACUACCCUAAACCAGAUAUAAUUGACAUAGAUUCGGUAUCAUUUGUAGACUGCCAAGAUACUAUUUCAAAAAUAUCCUCCAGAGAAUCUUGCAGAAGCCAAAGAAAAAGUCGAAAGCCAAUGACUAAGAAGUCUACAGGAAAAAAAGAUGAUCUUGCUUUAUCUUCCUCACAAUCAAUUUCUCGAAAAUCGAUUUCGAAGCAAACAAUUUCACCGAAUUCAGUUUCUGGAAUCUCUAUUUCAAACAAACUACUAUCCAAGAAAUCAAUACUCAAAUCUGGAAUUUCCAUUUCAAACAGAUCAGUGUCUCAGAAGUCCAUAGCAAAGUCUGGAGUUUCUAUUUCAAGCAAAUCGUUGUCAAAGAAAUCCCUAGUGAAGUCUGAUGGUGGGAGUUACCGAGAGAAGAAAAUUUAUAUGAAACCUGAUCUUGGAAUAAAAUAUUCUGAUAGUUUAUGGUUUUCUGAUAGGUACAUGAAAAUAAAAAAUAAUUCGAAAAACGAAAAAAGUAGUAAGAGAGUCAGAAAAGUUUCAAGUAAACAAAGUGGAAGUCAAAUGAAAAACAGGCGGCCUAAAACUGAGCAGACACGAACAUCAAAGAAUUCCUUAGCUGAUUGUCUAAAUGAUGAUGACACAAGUAAUUCGAAAUGUGCUACAGGUUGUUUCUGUGGAAUCAGUAUCAAUAAUGACUUGCCUUCGUCGUCCAAUACUAAAUGUCGCUUGAGGUGGAUGCGUGCAAAAAGUGAUCAAACUCAAGUUCGAAAGCUAGAAUUUUUGGAUAUAUUAGAUGAUCUCACACCCAAAGACUUAUUACCUUUACAUUCUGAAUAUCCGAGAAAAGACAUUGGUCCCGAUAAUAAAAACGUUGAAGACACCUAUUUAUUUAAGCUUCUGCAAGGAAAUCAAGAUAAUGGAAUGUGGAAACAUUUGCUACAACCCAGCUUAGAAUGUACGGAUAGCAACUGUACAUGUUGUUUGCAAAAAUGUGAAAAAGCUGAAAGCAGAACACAAAACAGAACAAGUGAAUCAAAGGUAUUUUCGAGAGAAACAGCGCUAGAAAAACUCUCCCCUUACAUCCAAAAACCACAAAUCGACAAGAAAUACUUUCAGUUUGUAACCAUAUUACCUGUGAGAGUUUAUUAUGACCGUUAUAAAACAAACGAAAAGUUUCCAAAUCAAACUACUUCUAAAUCAAGUCCUAUUCGUCCUCAGAAACUGCCAUUAUUACCGAUAAAAGAAGUGAAAGGUGUGGACAGAGCAAGGUGGAUUUCUCCAAGAAGCUCAAACCCUAUGAAAGUCGUAUAUGACAAUGUCCGGAGAAAAAAUGAAACUACAUCAAUUAUUACACCAGCUAAUAAACUGAUGGUGAACAGCGCAAGGCAACAAGAAGGAAAGAUAGCCGCGAAGAAAGAAACAAGUAAAUCUUUUUCACCAAAAGGUUUUGGUCAAUACUGCUCCACAGAAAACCAGAAAAGUGUAUCAAAACAAAGUUAUGUUGCUGCUAACAAAAAACUGGAAAAAUAUAUAAAAAUACAAACAGAUAUUGAAAAAAAGUCAAAAGAUUUCCAAGAUAGAUCAUUAAUCGGGUUAGAUAAAAAGCUUUGGGCUAAUAAGUAUGGAAAAGGUGUUGGUCACCAGCUAGUGUCUUUUAUAAAAAAUCAGCCCAAUCACCCUACAAUCCCAUUACCGAGAUAUGCUAGGGUGGCUUACAAAAACAAAGAUAUACCGAGAGAAAACAUGAAUUUCCCAAGAGCUUCUAUAAAAAAUAACGUCCGACAUAAGCAAGUGCUGGCUCAUCUGCAAGGUUUGAAGGAGCAAAAUGACGAAAUACAGAAUAACUUACAGAAAGCUAUAAAUGUUAUUGAAGCAAAGAUGAUAGAUAUAUUGAAUGCACCAAAAGACUCGAGCAGCGUUGAAGCUUUUGAUGUGAUGGAAAAAGAAAUAACAAAUGUCUUGAGUAUGAUGAAAUUUAAUUCAAAAGGAAGCUCUAGGAAACAGACUCCCAAAAGUGCUGAAAGUAGUGGUCAAAAGAAACAUGACAAAUUAGAAUCUGACUUCAAUUCAUUAUCAGACCAACUAUUCAAGAAAUUGGAGAGGAUUCUUGAUUCGGAAAUAUCAAAGGGUGUAACUUCGACAAGCGAUUCCGACAAGUCCAGAAAUAAAGGGGAACAAAAUAAACCCAAAAGACAAAUACCUCUUAGUCCAAACAAAAACUCAACAGUCAACAAAUUUCGAUCUUUGUCAGCAACUAGUACAUCCCUGGAUGAAAAUGUGCAAAAAAUAUCCAACUUCAGCAAAAGACCCAAUAAAAAUAAAGGAGGGAUAGCGAGAAAAUCGAAAUUGGGUAAAGGGACACUUCCACUUAUACCCAAAAGGGAAAUUUUGGAAAAAGACAAAAAAAGUCUUCUUCAGAAACUGAGUGACGAAGAUCAUACAAUCAAUAGGAUUGAGAGAGACUAUGCAACUGGUGAAUGUUUCAGCGUUGAAAGCGCAAAAAAAGCCACCACAAAUCAUAAAACAGUGAGUCAAGAAUUUGAUGAAACAGAUAAUAGCAAAGGUGACUGCAUCAGGCAAGAUAUUUCAACAAGUAACAAUUUAUACUUGAAUUCAAAUAUAAAUUAUGGAAUUAAUCUUGUGCUCAGUGAAGACAAAUCAGACCUGAAUGAACCUACUUUUACAACGGAGAUUGUAGAACAGAUUACAGAGGAAUGCAACGCCAACACAGAGGAAUCUAUAAAUGCAGACUAUUUAAAUACAGUGGAAGAAGAAAAAAUAUCAGUUGGCUCCGAAGAAAAGUUAGAAGAAACAAUAGCAAAUAUAGAAGAUAUUAAAUUAUCUGAAGAAUGUUGUCAAAUGCAGUAUGAUGAACCAGUAAUGUUGCCAUCAGAUACUUUGGAAACUGAAACAGAAGAAACAGACCCUGGCAUACGAGAAGAAAAAGACCCCGGCAUAUCAGAAGAAGUGAACAAGAUCAUAAAAAGGGUUGAAGAUAUUUACACCCAUUUGGACGAUAUUCAAUUUUCCAAUGAUGACCAUAUACCAGUAUUUAGAGAUACAUAUGAAGUACCUAAUGUUCACAGUCAAGAAUUCCUCACACCAUUUAUGCAAGCAGUAAAAGCUAAGCGCACUAGACCUGACACACCAAGAACAGCAGCUUUGCAUAGAAGCCCGUCUUAUUACAACGUCCUGAGUUUUUUAGAUACCCUAAGCUAUAUUCAACAAGAAAAACCUUUAGAGGUACACACAACACGGUUAUGCUAUUAUUGUCUAAUCUAUCACAUUCCCGAAAUUUUUUACCAAGCGAAACUAGAAUUCCCAGCAAAUUUAAAAGAAAUUGAAAAACCAAGUUGUCUGAAAAAAAUCAGCGAUGAAAGUAAAAGUAAACAAAAAAAAGUAUCUUUUUUAGUUUUGAAAGAAAACAAGAGCUGUCAAGUCGAAAUAAGUUCACUCCAAAAUACCAAAGCACUGAAGGUAUCUUCACAACAAUUUCCACCAAUUUCAAUUCCUGAAGAAGCUGGUGAUAACCCAAAACCCACUGCAGAAAUUUCAAACGAACUUAAACUUGUAAAUAGCAAGGACCAAUUAGAACUUAGAGAAAAGAAUGUCAUUGUUCUGUGUGAAAAAAAUUAUCAAUGUGACUAUAGUUUGGAAAUCGAUCAUCACAGUUCAGAAAUCGAUCAUCACAGUUCAGAAAUCAAUCAUCACACUUCAGAAAUCAACCAUCACAGUUCAGAAAUCAACCUAGUUCCAGUACCAACAAAUUAUAUCAAAGACAUCUAUGAGAAGACAAAAUCAUCUGACAAAUUCGAAAUUGACAAGUUUACCCAAGUUUUCUGUCAAAUGCAAACAAACCAAACAGAGAAACCUAGCACAGCUGGCACAGAAAUAGUUAAUGAAAAUAAUAUAUCAGAACUAAAAUGCUGUGAGAAGUCUCAACAAGUGUCAGAAGUAUCCGACGAAAGUAAAUCCUCUGUCAGUUCUUUCACUGACCCAAUUCCCCAAAUACAAGUUUUUUACAAUCAAUCAGAUGCCAACAUUCCAAAACUGAUUUUGCAAAACCAAUCAACAGGCGAAUAUGGCCCCCAAACUAUUGUACAAGUGAAAAAUUCAAAGUUGCCAGAACCGAAACCUCAUCCAAAAAUUGUAGUUUUUAGAGAAGUUUUAGAUACAAAGCGAUUACUUCAACCGUUGAAACACCUUGACAUCAACUUCGUUAAAACAGAUUUGGAGAAACAUCAAGAUAUCAGCCAAAAAUUUGACGACGAACUAGUCGAAAGCCACAAAAGAAAAGACGAUGAUAGGGAAAUUCUGCUGAAAUCUGUUUAUGCUAUAGUGUAUAUUUUAAUGUUCACCGCGUUGAAUUUAGAAUACAGAUGUCCAUAGUAUUGUAGGAAAUGCAAACAAUAAACUGAAAAUAUGAAA